Mirounga angustirostris (Northern elephant seal) is the source of this 995-nucleotide messenger RNA. RefSeq names its product olfactory receptor 4D11. The record is from RefSeq and is a predicted model, not a curated record. The transcript has a single exon. Gene Ontology annotation, cellular component: plasma membrane. NCBI's taxonomy places the organism in Eukaryota, Metazoa, Chordata, Mammalia, Carnivora, Phocidae. Gene Ontology annotation, molecular function: olfactory receptor activity; G protein-coupled receptor activity. Bases 24 to 959 code for a protein of 311 amino acids. Gene Ontology annotation, biological process: G protein-coupled receptor signaling pathway.
CAAAGAAGAGGAAACAUGAUUCAAUGGAGUUGGGAAAUAGCACAAGGGUAAAAGAAUUUAUAUUUCUGGGACUUACUCAGUCCCAAGACCUGAGCUUGGUCUUAUUUCUUUCUUUGUGUUUGGUGUACAUGAUAACUCUUCUGGGAAACCUCCUUAUCAUGGUCACUGUGACCUGUGAGUCCCGCCUUCACAUCCCCAUGUACUUCCUGCUCCGCAAUCUCUCAGUCUUGGACAUCUGCUUCUCCUCCAUCACUGCUCCCAAGGUUCUCAUGGACCUUCUGUCAAAGAUAAAGACCAUCUCCUUCAAUGGUUGCAUCACUCAGAUGUUCUUCUUCCACCUUCUCGGUGGGGCAGACAUUUUUUCUCUCUCUGUCAUGGCCUUUGAUCGCUACAUGGCCAUCUCCAAGCCCCUGCACUACGUGACCAUCAUGAGUAGGGGGCGAUGCACUGCCCUCAUUGUGGCCUCCUGGGUGGGGGGCUUCGUCCACUCCAUCGUGCAGAUUUCCCUGUUGCUGCCCCUCCCCUUCUGUGGGCCCAAUGUUCUUGACACUUUCUACUGCGAUGUCCCACAGGUCCUCAAACUCGCCUGUACAGACACCUUUGCACUUGAGCUCCUGAUGAUUUCCAACAAUGGCUUAGUCAGUACCCUGUGGUUUAUUUUCCUGCUUGCAUCCUACACAGUCAUCUUAAUGAUGCUGAGGUCUCAUGCUGGGGAGGGCAGGAGGAAAGCCAUCUCCACCUGCACCUCCCACAUCACUGUGGUGACUCUGCACUUUGUGCCCUGCAUCUGUGUCUACGCCCGGCCCUUCACUGCCCUCCCCACAGAUAAAGCCAUUUCUGUCACCUUCACUGUCAUAUCCCCACUGUUGAACCCUUUGAUCUACACCCUGAGGAACCAGGAGAUGAAGUCAGCCAUGAGGAGACUGAGGAGAAGACUCAUGCCUUUUGUGAUGGAAUAGUGUAAGAAUCUCCAACCUCUUCAUCACCAAGAACUC